Messenger RNA from Eriocheir sinensis (Chinese mitten crab), 1544 nucleotides. Its product is annotated as protocadherin Fat 1-like. NCBI's taxonomy places the organism in Eukaryota, Metazoa, Arthropoda, Malacostraca, Decapoda, Varunidae. Gene Ontology annotation, biological process: homophilic cell-cell adhesion. Gene Ontology annotation, molecular function: calcium ion binding. The transcript is spliced from 8 exons. The record is from RefSeq and is a predicted model, not a curated record. Bases 1 to 1395 code for a protein of 464 amino acids. Gene Ontology annotation, cellular component: plasma membrane.
AUGGUGUCACCCUGCCGUCCAGGUGUCGUCCAGACCACUGCCCUGCUGGACUAUGAGGCCUCCACCAGCCACAACCUGACGGUGCGGGCGCGGGACCCCUUCACUGGGGGCCACACGGACACCCACGUCACCGUCGCGGUCUCGGCAAGUGACGUGGACACGGGGCCGGGCGGUUCAGUGCGCUACUCGUGUGUCAUGGAGUGUGGCAGCUUUGAGGUGCGUGCCCUGGACGGUGCCGUCACACUCACCAAGGAGCUGGAUGCAGAGACUGAGGCUCAACACGUGCUGACUGUGCUGGCCACGGACUCAGGCAUACCCCAGCUCUCCUCCACCGCCACAGUGGUUAUUGACGUUGUGGACUUCAACGACAACCCUCCAGCGUGGCGCCAGGACAGCUACUCCUGCCGCGUGUCGGCCGAGGCCCAGCCCGGCCAUGUGGUCACCUCGGUGUCUGCCACUGACCCAGACGCUGGUCAGGUCACGCCGCUCAGUUAUGCCAUUCACUCGGGAGACCGAGACGCCAUCUUCAAAAUGGAUCAGCUGACUGGUGUGUUGACGGUGACGGCCCCACACAAGCUCAAGGACGUGGCCUCCCUCACCCUGAACCUGUCUGUGAGUGACGGGGUGCACGCGGCCUUCACCGGCCUGCACGUCUCGGGGCUGGCCUCCAACCACCACGCGCCGAGGUUUAAUCGCACUCUAUAUGAAGCUUACGUGGAGGAAAAUUCAUCUCCUGGCCAGCUAGUCAUCAACCUGGUGGCCACGGACCUUGAUGCCUGGGACCUGGGCAAGCUGCAGUACACCAUCCUGCACCAGACUUCAGAGGGAGCCUUCACCGUGGACAAAGAAGGCAACCUAUACAAUGAGACACCUCUGGAUCGCGAGUCCCUGCCUGUGCACAGCCUCAAGGUGUCUGUGAUGGACGAGGGGGGCCGGGCCAGCUUCACGGCGGUGCGUGUGACGGUCCGCGACAAGAACGACAACCCACCAGUCUUCACGUUGCCGGAGUAUCAGGCGAACAUCAACACUGACGUGGCUCCCAGGACAACCAUUCUCAAGGUCGAGGCCAUUGACGCAGAUGAAGGGGCAAACAGUGAAGUGAGGUACCGCAUGUAUGAAGCCAACAGUUCUGAGGCGCUGGAGCUCUUCUCGGUCAACCCCACCACCGGCGAGGUCACCGUGGCACAGACCAUCCACAGCCGAGAAAAUGAGGUGUACCAGUUUUUCAUCCGUGGCGAGGACAGCGGCUCCCCCCAGCACCACUCCGACGUGCCCGUCACCAUCUUCCUGCUGCCCCCUCAUGAGAACCCCCCGCACUGCGCCAGGAAGUAUGCACAGUUCUUCAUCAGGGAGGACGCCCCCAUCGGUGAGCACCCACAGCUAUCAGUAAUAUGACACACACACACACACACACACACACACAUAAAAAAAUAAGAUAAAAUUAAAAAGUCACUGGUAAAAUGCAUAUUAUUUAAGAAAAUACAAGGAAGGAAACAAUAUGCAGAUCACUUGGCACACACACACACACACACACACACACACAC